UGACCAUGAAGCAGCAGCAGAGGCCAUAGAGAACAUGGCCGACGCAGUCACACACGCUCGCUUUGUUGGAACCGACCCUGCCAGCGAUGAAGUGGUCCUUAUGAAAAUUCUGCAGGUCCUCAGGACUCUGCUGCUCACACCGGUCGGAGCCCAUCUGACCAACGAGUCGGUUUGUGAGAUCAUGCAGUCCUGCUUCAGGAUCUGCUUUGAGAUGCGUCUGAGUGAGCUCCUCAGGAAAUCAGCUGAACACACACUGGUUGACAUGGUGCAGCUACUGUUCUCUAGACUACCACAGUUCAAAGAGGAGGCCAAGAGUUACGUUGGUGCCAACAUGAAGAAGGUAAGGAACUUCAAUGUUUCAUUUGUAUUUCAUCUGCUAGCUAUUAUUGUUCCCUUAUUCACAAUUUCCACUCUUGGUUUAUCUCACUGUCAUUGUGUUUUUUUUUACUUUUCCUUUAUUUUUAUUGUUAUCCAGGAAAUAGCAUGUUAGCUGAACAUGUUCAAAAAAACCAAGAGCACCAAUUAUUCCUGCACAUGUAAUUUUUGGUUAAAUGAACAACAUUCAUGCAACAAAA
Messenger RNA from Notothenia coriiceps (black rockcod), 575 nucleotides. Its product is annotated as golgi-specific brefeldin A-resistance guanine nucleotide exchange factor 1-like. Lineage: Eukaryota; Metazoa; Chordata; Actinopteri; Perciformes; Nototheniidae. The record is from RefSeq and is a predicted model, not a curated record. The coding region runs from base 35 to 490 and encodes 151 amino acids. The transcript is spliced from 4 exons.